Mollisia scopiformis is the source of this 1533-nucleotide messenger RNA. RefSeq lists its product as uncharacterized. The record is from RefSeq and is a predicted model, not a curated record. The transcript is spliced from 2 exons. Lineage: Eukaryota; Fungi; Ascomycota; Leotiomycetes; Helotiales; Mollisiaceae. Bases 1 to 1533 code for a protein of 510 amino acids.
AUGGCUUCAAUCCCACUGCCUAUGGCUUCUCCUAGCACUCAUCCAGCAGAGUUCUGCUGUCAUUUCACCAAGCUCUCCGUGGAUGUCUUUGCCAUUCUAGCAGACUAUCUAAAGACUGAGGAUAUUCAGUCAGCUAGACUUGCUGGAAGAGAUCUACAUUCAUUGUCAAGCCCGUAUCUUUUUCGUGCUGUUACCUUUGCUCCGCAUCAAGAGCAUCUCGAUCGUCUCAGCAAAAUCACCCGGGACCCCAUUCUGUCCUACCACACUAGAAUCUUGCGGUACGAUACCACGAUCUUCAGGCUACCAGAAUAUAAAGAUGAACUUGAUCCCUUCGAAUUCCGACCGCGCUGGGAAAAUACCACCGGUACCUGGGUGCGGACUGACCCUUGUACUCUCGUUCACGAGUGCGGUCCAGAGACUCGCAUGAAGGCGCUCGCAGAGUUCACUGCAUACGUCCACGAGCAAUACGCGAUCUUGGAACGUCUUGAAAAGCAUCUCUGCCAGAUUAUUUCUUCACUUCCCAAGCUGUCUACAAUUAUACUUUGCAAUACAGCGAUAAAGGGCUCCGACAGAUUCAAAUUUGCUCUCUCAGAAAACUCCAUAUCCCGCAGAUGGGCACGUGGGAACCAGAUGAUGACCCUAUUCCGAGUCAUAAGUACACUUGGUUCCAAUAUAACCAAGAUCGGAGUUCAAGGCCACAAUAUCCAGAAACCAUUCAGACUUCUCGAUAAUGUUGAUUUCGGUUACGAUGGCGACAAAGUAGGCUCGAUCAAAUACUGUCUUCGGUCCGGUUUCAAGACUGCUACUUACACAAAAGAGAAGAUUCCCUUUAUUCAUGGCUCCACUCUAACCUUGAAUGCGGAUGAGCUGUCGAUGACAAAAGCAAUAUUCGGAAACCUCACUCAUCUUAAUCUGGGCAUCGACACUGCUGUGCCUUUCCAGGGUUUUUAUGUCGAUCCCGAAGAUACGCCAAAAGCGUACUGGGUCGAUUUUCCUGCGAUCCUACAAUCAAUGACUAAGAUUGUCGACCUAUCUCUGGAUAUGAAAUAUCACAGAGCAGUGGAUCAGCAGCAUAGUUGCACUUACUUCCACGACGACAUCAGGGAACUCUUUGGGAACCACCCCGUCACCUUCCCCCGCCUUGAGCGAUUGAAGCUAUCACAAUUUCGCAGUUGUGGUGCAAGCAUCCAAAAUCUGCUACAGAAUCACUCGAAGAUCAAAGACCUUACCUUGAAAUUUAUUAUCGAAAUCAAAACUAGCCACGUUGCUUGGGACUGGUCAACAAGCACAUGGACAGCUCACCCCGAUUGGGUUCAAUGCAUCGAAACCAUGAGGCAGCUUAAGUUACAAAGACUUGUACUUCGCGGCAUCGAAGGAUUUGGACAUUGGUCUGAUCUCUACGGGAGUGAGAAUCAAGAUUUGACGCUGGCAAGGAUCCAUGAUUAUAUUCUGCAUGGGUACGGUGAUAAUCCAUUGCCAACAAGAUUGCCGCUUGAGAAGAACAACCUGGCUUGGGAUGAAGAAUUUUGGUGA